Drosophila novamexicana is the source of this 2476-nucleotide messenger RNA. It is a transcript of the gene Nhe1, whose product is annotated as sodium/hydrogen exchanger 8. The coding region runs from base 81 to 2057 and encodes 658 amino acids. Gene Ontology annotation, cellular component: Golgi apparatus; membrane. The transcript is spliced from 2 exons. NCBI's taxonomy places the organism in Eukaryota, Metazoa, Arthropoda, Insecta, Diptera, Drosophilidae. Gene Ontology annotation, molecular function: sodium:proton antiporter activity. Gene Ontology annotation, biological process: sodium ion transport; regulation of pH; proton transmembrane transport. The record is from RefSeq and is a predicted model, not a curated record.
CUGUUCAUGACGUGUUUGUGGUUCGUUAACAAAAGAAAAAAUCGCAGCAAUUCGCUUGCAUUGUGUCCUUUUAGUAAAAAAUGAAGGGGAAAUUGAUGGCGCUAUGGGCAAUAGCCAUAAUCAUUUUCUUAACACAACAAACGUCAGCGCUGGACAUACCAAAUGACAUCGCUGCUGCGGGGAAGAGUAUCGAGAAAAUAGUUGACACAUCGCAGAACAACAGUACGGUAGUUAAUGGACCUAUUGUAAAUAUAAGUAAUAGGACGACUAGUGAAAGCAGCCUCAGCGCCAGCUUCACGCCAGUUGAAUCGAGCUCAUCUACAGUCGGGCCACAAAAUGUGAAUGUAUCAAAAAACGCGACCACGACAGUCACGGAGCCAUCGUUAAUUGAUCCACACGCCGUUGAGCAGGAGCACAAUUCCUCGCUAUCGUUAUUCUUUGUUAUUUGCGUUAUUAUGCUGGGAAUACUUUUGAUACAUUCGAUGCUUCAGACUGGCUUUCAAUAUUUGCCCGAGUCCAUUGUGGUGGUGUUUUUAGGUGCACUCAUUGGCCUUUCACUGAAUGUAAUGUCUGGCGAAAAUGGCAGCUGGAAACGAGAGGAGGUAUUUUCACCGACGGGCUUCUUCCUCGUUCUUUUGCCGCCUAUUAUAUUUGAGUCUGGAUACAAUUUACACAAGGGCAACUUUUUCCAAAACAUUGGCUCAAUACUGGUCUUUGCAAUUUUUGGCACAACUAUAUCUGCCCUGGUGAUUGGCGCGGGCAUAUACUUGUUGGGAAUGGCUGAGGUGGCCUAUCGGCUCAAUUUUUCGGAAUCAUUUGCCUUUGGUUCCCUUAUCUCGGCGGUGGAUCCCGUGGCCACGGUAGCUAUCUUUCAUGCCCUCGAUGUAGACCCAAUUUUGAACAUGUUGGUUUUUGGUGAAAGCAUUCUUAAUGAUGCCAUAUCAAUUGUGUUGACAGCAUCCAUAACCAUUAACGCCAAUGCUGACGCAGGCACGGGCGAGGCAAUGAUGAGCGCGCUGAAAACAUUCUGCGAGAUGUUUUUCGCUUCAGCUGGUAUAGGUGUAAUCUUCGCUCUUAUAUCGGCAUUACUUCUGAAACACAUCGAUCUGCGCAAACAUCCUUCAUUAGAGUUCGCUAUAAUGCUAAUGUUUACAUAUGCACCUUACGUUUUAGCUGAAGGUAUACAUUUGAGUGGGAUCAUGGCUAUACUCUUUUGUGGAAUCGUUAUGUCACAUUACACGCAUUUCAAUUUGUCGACUGUCACUCAGAUUACUAUGCAGCAGACUAUGCGUACAUUGGCCUUUAUAGCAGAGACAUGCGUAUUUGCCUACCUGGGACUGGCCAUUUUUUCAUUCAAGCACCAAGUGGAAUUGUCCUUCGUCAUAUGGUCGAUUGUGCUUUGCCUGAUCGGACGUGCCUGCAACAUUUUUCCGCUGGCUUAUUUGGUGAAUAAGUUUCGUGAACACAAAAUUAACAAUAAGAUGCAGUUUAUUAUGUGGUUCUCGGGUCUGCGAGGUGCUAUUUCCUAUGCACUGUCUCUGCAUUUACAUCUGGAUAGUCAGGAGAAACGGCACGUCAUUAUUACUACUACGCUGAUCAUAGUUCUCUUUACAACGCUCGUUUUGGGAGGCUCAACUAUGCCGCUACUAAAGUACCUGAAGCCUGGUAAAAAACGCCGAACACGUGGAUCUGUACGCUCCUCAGACGGCAGUUCGCACAACACACAUCGGAAGCGCAGCAAGUCAAUAUCUCUAUCUAAGACUCGAGAGUGGGGACAGGCAAUCGAUUCAGAGCACUUGUCCGAACUGACAGAGGAGGAGGAUGUCUCAUUUACGCAAGCACGUGAUCGAUUCGGCCGUUUGGACCGCAAGUAUUUUAUACCCUUUUUCACACGUCGCUUCAACAGCCAGGAGCUUCAUGAAUGCAAGUCCCAAAUGGCCGACUUAACCAACAAAUGGUAUCAGGCCAUACGCAUCAGCCCCUUAGAUUCGGACGAGUCGGAUGAUGAGAUUGGGCUAUCGGCCAAUACAAGCCAAAGUAAUCUGGCACGGUCAUAAAUUAAGCCGUGCAUCGGCUAAUUAGCUGGCUGUGUACAAAUAUCUGAGUGUCCAAAGUAUUUAGUGUAUGUAAGGAAAUGCGUUGUCGCAGAAAAGUUAUUCAUAUUCCUAUACCCUGUAUUGAAAUUUUAUUUACAAAAUGUGUAUAUUUAUUGUGUGUGACGGUGGUGGUGUAUCUCGUUGAGGUGUUUAUAUUUACGUAUUUAUAGUUGUUGCGCUUUAAGCAGUAUUUUACUUAUUCAUAAUUUUAAUAAUUCGCCAUUUUUGAAAUCACGAUAGUGAUCCAAACAGGAAGAAUUUGAAGCUUUAUACAGAUCAGGUAGUUUUGUUUUAUUACAUGUAAUAUGUUGUGUGAAAAUUUUGUGAGAAGCAACCAUUUGUAUCUCAUACAAAAUAAAUUGUGAUAUAAUAAAUUCAAC